Molecule: messenger RNA, 1687 nt
Organism: Gossypium raimondii (Peruvian cotton)
Lineage: Eukaryota; Viridiplantae; Streptophyta; Magnoliopsida; Malvales; Malvaceae
Product: glycosyltransferase BC10
Exons: 11
Coding region: 365-1483 (372 amino acids)
Cellular component (GO): membrane
Molecular function (GO): glycosyltransferase activity
Source: RefSeq, a predicted model, not a curated record
AGUAGGAAAAUGAGAAGGCAACUGGAGUGGGAUCUGUGUUGAAAAGGGAUCUGAUCUCCUUCUUCUCACGCAAACUUUACUGAACCAAAAAAAAAAAAACCUGUCUUCCCUUUACGACUCCCACAUCAGUGGGCGAAUUCGAAACGUUCUUUCUUUGCCUUCACUUUCAUCAUCACUUCACCAUUUUCCUUUCAAACUUUCUCUCCAACCAAACAACAACUGGAACGUCAAAUCCUCUCAAUUUCUUAACUGAAUUCAACUCAUUUGCAAGAAAAAGAAAAUGGUGUUUUCGUUGUUGUCUUUCGAGUGAUAGAAAGAAAAAAAAAACACAUAAAGUAAUUAAUUAAGUAAAAGAAAGAAAAGAAUGAGUGCCAUGAAGCGAAAACCGGUUCAGCAAAAAUCACAGAUUAGAUGGAAGAGGAAAGUUUUGGCGGCGCUUUUAGUGUUGCUUUGUUUCGCGAGUUUAGUGUUAAUGGAGACACAGUACCCUCAAGUUGUUUCUUUGUCUUCUUUACGACAUCGUUUCAUCGUUAAACCGAAGAUCGCCUUCCUUUUCAUCGCUAGGAAUCGGCUUCCUCUUGAUAUGGUUUGGGAUGCUUUCUUCAAGGGAGAAGAGAAUAGGUUUUCAGUUUAUGUUCAUUCUAGGCCUGGUUUUUUAUUAAACAAGGGAACAACGAGAUCCGCUUAUUUUUUGAAUCGGCAAGUUAAUGAUAGCAUUCAGGUAGAUUGGGGAGAAGCGACUAUGAUUGAGGCUGAGCGUAUAUUGCUUAGACAUGCGCUGACGGAUCCUUAUAAUGAACGCUUUGUUUUUGUCUCGGAUAGCUGUAUACCAAUUUAUAACUUCAGUUACACGUAUGACUAUAUCAUGUCAACAUCAACCAGUUUUGUAGACAGCUUCGCUGAUACAAAAGAGGGUCGCUACAACCCAAAAAUGGAUCCUGUUAUUCCUGUUUACAACUGGAGGAAAGGAUCUCAGUGGGUUGUGCUAACAAGAAAGCAUGCAGGGGUGGUUGUAAAUGAUACUACAGUCUUUCCCAUGUUUCAACAACACUGCAAGAGGAAAUCAUUACCGGAGUUUUGGCGAGAUCGUCCAUUUCCAGCUGAUCCAGCAAAGGAGCACAAUUGUAUACCAGAUGAACAUUACGUUCAAACAUUACUUGCGCAAGAAGGCUUUGAAGGGGAAAUUACGCGCAGAUCAUUAACCUAUUCUGCAUGGGAUCUUUCGGCCUCAAAAGAUCGUGAACGCCGCGGAUGGCAUCCUGUGACUUAUAAGUUUUCUGAUGCCACUCCUGUGCUAAUCAAAUCCAUAAAGGAUAUUGACAAUAUCAAUUAUGAAACUGAAAACAGAAGAGAAUGGUGCAGUAGCAAGGGGAAGCCAGCCCCUUGCUUCCUUUUUGCGAGAAAAUUCACCAGGCCUGCGGCUCUCCACCUUCUUAAUUUGUCGGUUCUGGGAGCUCGCCGAGGAGCAAAAAGUGAAACAUAACAAUACAAAGGGUAAUUUUCUGUACUUUGGCUAAUGUUAGGUAGGAUUUGUUAGGCUUAACCUGUUGUAUUUUUUGCAGUAAAAAAUAAUAGAGGGAGCUGUAAAUUUAGAGAGGGGGAAAUGAAAUCCAAAGUUUGUUGUUGUAUAAUAAGAAUAUCAUUUUCUAAAUAAAAAUAUACAUAUAUGAAAAUUUUCAUUGUUUUA